UGAUUUUUAUUUCCAGUUUCUUUCCCUGAGACAUCUGUAUAUUAACAUUGUUUCUCUCACGGUAAGGAAAUAUCUUCACUAUGAAUUAAUUUUUAAAAAUUACCUUAAAAUUAUAAUCUUGAAAUAAAUGGCUUUAUAGCAGUCUUCUUCAUGCCCCUGCCUGCACAGCUGGGCAAGGAUGGCAAAGUUAUCCACGACUUUUAGCAUUGUACUAAAAAAUAAUGCAAACUGUUUCCUUGCAUAGGUCACCUCUGGAAUAUUGAUUUUGGGGGCUGAUAACGAGAUUUUUAAAGGAUAUGGGAGAAAAAGCAUUCAAAAGAGCGGAAUUAUUGAAAGAAUGUCUUGGUACCUUGCAAUACAAAGAUGUAGAAACUCAGACACAGGGAGAAUGGUGCUUAGUAUGUCAUGACAUGGCUUGUAAAAUAAAAAUUGAAGUGGUUUCUGUUUCGAUUUUUAAAACUCUCCAAUUUUAUUAGAUUUUGCAAAUCCGAAUAGGAGCUGAUGAUUGGCUUUAAUUUUUGUCUAAGUAACCGGUUAGCAAGAGUUUUUAAAAUGCUUAUAUUAUUACUUGAGUCAAUUUUAAAUAAAAAUAAAUAUUUUCAGGAAUAGUUUAGGUGGUAAAACCAUUAUUUGGUCUUCCUUACACUAUGGUUGGAGUUGAGUAAAUUUUUUGGCCAUUUAAAUUAUUAUUUAUUGCUGUUUAGAAUAAAAAUGAGUCAUAAUUUUGCUUCUGCCAGCAUUUUGAUUACCUCCUUUACAUUCAGGAUUGCUAGAUUCGUGUAGUCUGUCUUUGCAACUUUAAGUAAUAAAUUGCUCAUUUAGAAAAUUAUCUUCAUUCAGAGGAACCUUUUCAAAUUUUGUGAAAUUGCUAACCUCCCAGCCUCAUCUCUUCUUUAAGAAACUUUAGAGAAGCACCCAAGGCAGUUAUUGCAUUCCAACUACAAUAAUCUAAAAAAAUGCAAAAAGUUCAACUGUGCUUUCCUACCAGAAUCAAAUAUGGUUAAAGCUCAACUGGUAAAACAGCUGCUGCUUUUUGCAUUCUGAUUGUGGUUAGAGGCAAAACUGAGUUUACAUUGUGAAUGUGCCUGCAGGACAAGACUGAGAUUAACUAACAAUAAAAUAUUCAUGAACUAGAAGCAAGAUCACAGGCAAAUUUAUCUUCAGGCUUUUGUUUCUGGUUUACUUUUUUUAACUUAUUUUACUUUUUUAACUUUACUUUUACUAGAGAAAAGGUUAUCUGGGCUUUGAGGCCUUCUGUAGCCCAGGAGCACAUCUGAAAGGACACAAUUCUCAUUCAACAGUCCUUCACAGUCACUUCAGUUCUCUCAUUGUUUCCUUUUCCAGCCCUGGUCUACUGGACCCCAAAGGGAAUCUUCCAGCUUGAGGAGUUCUGACUCUCUGACCACUGAUCUUGCAGAAAUCCUUACCAAUGCCACCUGUUUUAUGCCAUCUGUUAUCUUAGAUUGCUUGUUUUCCUCCUUUGUCACUCCCUUUGUGGCUAUCUCUAGUCUAAUGGAGCUUCACAGAUGUUCCUAGAAGUGUUACUCAUGUAGUAGCAGGGUGAUUUGUCUCUAAUCCGUGUGUGUUGCAAUGAAAAGGGUCUGAGAAGUGCAGCUGGCCCUGGAGAGGUCCUGCAUAAACACUGUACUGCCCAAAUUAGUGGCACAACUCCAUUUAGCAGAAGUCUGACAGUUCACAAUAGCAGGAAAUUUGUUUUUCUCUUUGCUUUUGCAUUUGGAUAUGAUGUAUUAAAGAUGAUAUGCAAGAAUGAUGCAGAACAUGCUGACAUGAGUUACUGAAUAAUUGCCUUUUUAAAGAGAAGUGGAGAAAUUAUUUGCCUGACAUGCUACCGUAAGAUGCUAGUUUGUUGUCUACAUAAUUCAGUAUCACCUUAAAAUCACAUUUUAUAUUAUAAAUACUGGUCUACUAUUUCAAAGGCAUCAGAUGGAAAUAAUGAUGAGCAAUUAAUUAGCACCUUGCAGCUUCAGAUGGCAAAUUAUGGUCCAGACACUCCUUUGCAAUUAGUGCAUUUUUCCUCUCUUUGUAAGCAAAGCCUGACACAGAGUGGUGAAAAGAAGGCUGUUGCAUUUGUUAUUUGGGAAGUAAGGGGUGGUGCAACUUCACUGUGCUUUGGUAAUUGUGACCAAAAAAAGUACCCUUUAUUUUUUUAUUUUCUGCCACAUUUUUCCCCCAAGUCAGCCAUCAAGAAAUGGCCAAUCCAUUACCUGUGGUCGCCCAGGAAGAUUUGGAAAGCUUCACCUUGACCAGGACAGUCUCAGGCUUUGCACUCAAAGCCUUUCAUAUUUCCUGGAACACUCCCAUCUCUGUGAAGCUGCUGACCAGCCAGGACACUACAGACAGGGAGUGGAAGUUGCUACUUCAGGACAUAGCAAGUGUCAGACACUGUGAGUCUGAACGUCUCUUGCCUUUCCUUGGGAUUUACCAGUACCAUGGACUUGUGGGGAUAGUGACUGAAUGGAUGAACAAUGGAUCCCUCCACUCCCUCAUCCAUGAGCAUCAGCUGUACCCAGAACUUCCCUUUCCCUUACUCAUAAGGAUCCUGUCGGAUGUGGCUGAAGGGCUGCAUCAUCUUCACAGCCUCGAACCUACUCUCUGCCACUGCAGCCUGAAACCUUCCAAUGUGCUUCUGGAUGUGCAGUACAGAGCCAAGAUAUCAGAUUAUGGCCUAACCAACUGGAGGAAACAACAACUGAGGUCAGACCUGCAGAGCUGCCAUCAGAGAAACUGCCAGGAUUUAGUGUAUCUUCCUCCUGAAAUACUUGGAGGAGGCCUCCCUUCCCAGGAAGGUGAUAUUUACAGUUUUGGAAUCCUGUGUUGGGAGAGCCUCAGCAGACGGAAACCUUUCGAAGGUCAAACAACCCUUGAUGUUUUGAGAGGAAUCCGCAACAGUUUGCGGCCAGGCCUGUCAGAAAAGUUCAUUCCAAGCAAUUUGCCUGAGAGGAACAGACUGUUGCACCUCAUUGCUCUGUGCUGGCAUCAAGAACCAGAUUACAGACCACAUACUGCAGAAUGUGUGCACCUUCUAAAUGGAGUUUUGACUAGUAUAAAUAAGGAGGUAAUUUCUGCAGCAAUCUACAAUUUGAUGGAUGCAAAGGAGAGAGCGCUUAAUGCAUGCAAAGGCUCAGAGGUGUACACACUGCUGAGAGGCACUUGCAAUACAGAGAUCAUCUGUCCACAAAAAGACAACUGCUUAAUCAGCAAGAAAAUUCCUCUUGUAGUGCCAAGCUUGUCAACUGUUCUACUUGAUAGCAGUGGAAACAGAGCAGGAAGAGAUAAUAUUGAGAUGGAUGUGUCAAAUACUACCCCACAGAAUGCAACAGCAACAAAAGAUCACCCAAACUCCAAGAGAAGAAAACCAAGCUCGUUUUGCACAACUCUUUCAUCUGGUAUAACUGCAGGCAAAGAGAGCAGUCAGCAUAACUCCCCACCACUGGCUCUUAUGCACAGACCACAACCAGUGCACCUUGGACAAGCAGUGACAGGUCUUUGCAGCAGAGGAAACUGCUGUCAUAUCCUUGCCUGCCAGAGACAGACCAUACUGAGCUGCAUGACAGAAGGGCGCCUCAACCACAUCCUGGACGUGCUCCGCUCCCAGCAAACGCUGUCCCGAGUGGACUAUGAAAGCAUCACCUCGUACCCCACAGUGACCGGCCGUGCACGGGCACUGCUGGACACUUGCCUCUGCCUCGGUGAGAGGGCAGCACAAGCUGUAGUGACUGCACUUUCAGUGAACAAAUGUAGUCCUCUGGGACAAGUCAUUCACUGCCCAAACUGUCCUUCUAAGAUAAACAGGCUGUUGUGACUGAUUUUUUCACAG
Messenger RNA from Sturnus vulgaris (Common starling), 3838 nucleotides. NCBI's taxonomy places the organism in Eukaryota, Metazoa, Chordata, Aves, Passeriformes, Sturnidae. The record is from RefSeq and is a predicted model, not a curated record.